UAUCUUCACGUAACACAUCAGCGCGGCUCUUGCAUCCACGAGAUCGUCAAGGGCUAAUUUUACACGCAUUGUGCUGUGCCCUGGGACUUUCCAGAGUUUUGUGAGAUGUUAAAAAACAAACGAACACCCGUGUCAUGUAGCUUUUUUAAGCACCUGGGGCACGCUACCACCACUGUUUCCUGGACUAUUUCUGGGGCUCUCUUCGCGUCGUGCCAGCGUGGGGUUUUCCCGCUGAGAUGGCGAUUAGCAUUCUAGAUUACAGAAAUAUCUCCCUUUUGGAAAAAAAUGUUUUACCUCUGGCUACGUUGCAGCUUGAGUGUUUUCCACCUCUGCAGGAAAACUCCUCGCUCUGCAUGGCAAUUCCGAGGGCGGCAUUUCCACCGCGCAGUCGCCUAUUUAAUAGUCGCCCGGCACCCGCAGGAGCCCACAGACAGAGAGCGCGUGGACUUCACUCUCUGCGGGCGACGCUCGGCCACACACGGGGCACGGGGCGAGCGAGGCCGCCUUCCAACCAAACUUCUCAUCCCCCGCCGCCGUCGCACGCCUCCGGAGGAGAGGGAGAGGGGGGAUCGCAGAGUCGUCUCCUUCGCUGCAAACAUGUUUUGCAAAGGUGUGAAGAUCUUGCUCAUCUUCGUCACUGUGAGCUGGGCAGAAAGUCUGGCGUCGAGGGCGCAAUUCGACUUCUGUGAUCUCAAUAUGCGCUUUGAGAUAUUCCUGUCCAGGAUAACGCAUAUCAACACGCUCCAGACAAAUUGCGCAAACUAUUCAAACUCUUUGGCGAAACUCAAGGGGAAGCCAUUCCUGUGCCUUGCAGGAGGACAGCUGAACGACACGGCGAUGGAGGCGUGCUUGGCUGAAAUUGUCGACGGACUCAAUCACUUCAGAGACUUCUUUUUCGGCAAUAAUUGCUCCGAAUCGUGUGACACCCUAAAAAGCAUCCGGGAUAUCUUCCUCAACUCCAACAUAUUUCACCCGACCAAGGCGCAGAGCCCCGAGGCAGCGCGGCCACCGCCCGCGGCGCCCCCCCGGAGCCUGGAGGGCGGCCUGCUCGACUGCGGCGUCUUCCACCUGCGCCUCUACGUCGCCAACGUCCACAGGCACGCGGUGAGCCGCGGCCACGCUGGCGCGUGCCGGGGGCCAGGCGGCGUCGCCGUCGUCGCGGAGAGCGCCACUCGAACGCCCGGGGGGGUGACCCAGACGCCGCGGCGGAGGCUCCUCGUCCCAGUCCUCGUCCCAGUCCGCGUGGGACGAGGAGGCGACCUGCGGGCCAGGCGUCACAGCGGCCUGGGAAUCGUCUCCUCGGCGCUGCAGUUCUGA
Molecule: messenger RNA, 1317 nt
Organism: Lethenteron reissneri (Far Eastern brook lamprey)
Lineage: Eukaryota; Metazoa; Chordata; Hyperoartia; Petromyzontiformes; Petromyzontidae
Source: RefSeq, a predicted model, not a curated record